UCCGCUCAGGUCAGCCCUGCUGAUGUCCAUGCCCUCCUCCUGUAUCCUACAUGCACAGCACUCACUGGGAAAGGCUGGACAUGCAAAGUGAGUGGACAUUUCGCAUAUUUGGCUUCGUAGCAAUUCAGAAAUGCUGAGAUUUACACAAGGAUUUGACCCAAAUAUGUGAUUGAGGCUAACUGGGCUACCGUUUUAUCUCCGUUAUUGUAGGGAGGAUGUGCAGGAAAAACGGUUAACACCUUAACUUUAAAAUGCGUCUUCGAGUGAUAACCAACCAUUUUAAAUUGGCACAACCUGCUAAUAGCGUCCAGCAGCUGCCCCUCGAUGUCCAGAGACGCCUCCUAUUGUAAUUCAAAUGUAGUAAGCCCUGUCCCCUCCAGCUGUCCCUGGGUGCACAACAAAGAUGCUGCUCACUUCAAUAGAGAGCGCACUUGGUAUUAACAUUUCCUAACUGUGAAAUUAAAGAGUGCAUAUUUGGGUGGCGGACCUGAUUUAAUUGAAAUAUAUAAGAAACUGUGAAGCAGAGCACCAUGCAGAGUCCAGGGCAGACUCACAGUGAAUCAGUCACCACAUCAGCUGCAGAGCAUCUGCUGGAACCAGAGCCUCAUCCAGGGGAAAGAGACCCAGAGCCACGAGAGGAAAACAAGUCAUCUGGCCCUGCUGAUACUGAAACCCCAAAUACGCCAGAGAAAAGUCAACCAGGAUUGCAAACGGCAGGGUCUACUGCAGGCAUGGCCAUCACACAAGCUGUGGAGAUCAAGUCUGGUGUGAAGUCACAGACCAAGUCCUGGGAAAACACUGCAACGGUGGGCAAGGACUCUGCUGCAAAGCCAAGUGCCCCGGCUGAAGCAGCUAACAACGUUGGUGCAAACUCUGGCUGUGAUGGGAAAAAGGCAAAGAAACAGGGCAAAGGUGUGGGCGAAGGGAGGAGAUAUGUUCUUUCCAAGAAAGCCAUGGUGGAUCCUCUGAAGAUGGAUAUGUCUAAACCACUUGUUAUGCCUCUUACAUCAUCUGAGCUCUCCCUGCAGUGCAUCGAGUGUCACAUAAUCUUCAGUGAUUCCAAGAGCAAAGAGCGUCACCUGAAGCUGAGCCACCCAGCAGAAUAUGAACAGUGCAUUCUGAGGAAUGCCCUGUUUGCCUGCUACGUUUGUGACCGUCACUUCACAAACUCUACAGAGCUCAUGGUGCACCAGAAGGCCCACACCGAGAAGACACCCUUCAAGUGUCCAAUCUGCAGCAUGGCCUUCAAGAAGUCCUCAGAGCUCACCGCUCAUAAAAAAAUCCAUUUCGGCCAGGAUGGGUAUGCCUGCGUUGAGUGUGGGAAACCUUGCAAAACUCUGACAUUGCUAAAGUAUCACCAGCGUACGCACACAGGAGAGAGGCCGUACGUUUGCAGAGAGUGUGGAAAGAGGUUCACCAUGUCCAAAGCUCUGCAAAAACAUUUGAUGUCACACUUGCCAGAGGGAGCAGAAGGUGAAGGGGGAGACGCCACAGAAAAAACCAAACGGAAGAAAAAUAAUGGUGCUUCUACAGUCAAGUAUCCUUGUACUCUAUGCAAGGCCACUUUCAAGAGUUGCAAGACGCGGUUGCGUCACCUGAAAAACAAGCACAACGUGGUUCCUGCUGCAGCCGGUAAUGCCCACCUAGCUGGGCUGCAGGGGAAACAAAGCGGACCCAUUAUAACGCCAAUAUCCAUUUCUCAAACAUCACUUCUACAAGUGGAGCCCAAUGGACCUCUGCAAAAGGUUGAUGCUGAUAUUGACACAGAGCAGAUUCGCAGACUUAUUGAAUCGCUGGGAAAUGUGCAGAAAGUGAACCAGGUUGUCAUAUUGGGGCAGGUGCCGCAUGACGCCCCGCCCUUGGAAGUACAGCAGGUAUCGCAUCCAGCAGUGCCCAUGAAUGUGAAUCUUGGUCCUCCACAGAUAGAUUUUAUAGGACUGAAAGAUGCACAAUUUAAGACAAAUGAACUGGACCCUCAUGGUAAUCCAUGUGAUCCAAUGGAGCAAACAAUUAUACUAGAACCUAUUACUCCAGAUGGACAGCUAGAAAACCCGUCUUUCUCAGAGCUAGGAUCCUAUGUUACAGUAGAUGGGAAUAUAGAACUGACACUUGUUGCAGCAGGACCGACGGAUCCACCAGAGGGAGAGGUGGCACAUACGAUCCUUCAGCAGCCUGAGAUCGGAGCAAUUCACUACGAUACAGUGAUUUCUCAGAAUGACACUGAUAAUCUCAACCAAGAUCUCGAGCAAACAGUCAUAUUAGAACUCACACCGGCUUUGACACUAACAGCAGAGCUGGAACAAUCCCAGACUGAGCCACAGAGUGAAAUCCCUUCCUCUUCUCUUUUAUUGAACACUAACCAAGAGAUUCCUGAACAGAAUGCAGAUCAGACUGUAACAGAUGAGCAAGAGACCGACCUUUUAGUACCACCUCUUACCCCUACAGUCACGUUGGAGCUAACAUCUAUAAUACCAGAGCAACCAGAUCUUUCCUCUUGUCCCUUGGCUCCCCCAGAGACAAUCACACAAGCUCCAGGUGAAUCUGAAACCAAUUCCAAGGAAGAUGAGUCAGAUAUGAAAACAGUAGGUCUAGAGCAGGGGCAUGACAUAAAUGAAAAGACACAGGAACAGGCUGAAAAAGAAGUGUCUGAGAAAUUGCUGAUAGAGGAUGAGAAUCCCACGCCUGAAGUGGCUGAGCAAUCUGCUAAAGGAGAUGCUGCGUCACAAAUAAAGACUCAGGAGGGGCCAGAGAGCACAGACUUACCUGUAAAUGUCAUGUCGGCUCAAGAGCUGGUCAAAGUACGCAAAAGAAAACCAGCCAGGACGUUUAUUUUUCAAGGUUAUAUGCAAGAUCUGGUUGGAUCCAUAUACAAUGAUGACUUAUACUUUGAUGCCAAACCUGCUAAACGCCAAAGAGCAAAAAAAUCUCACCUCGUUGUUAAAUUUGACCCACAAAGCAAAGACAAGAAACAGAAGAAGACACCACAGCAGCGUCAGCCAGUAGAGGAAGAUUUGAUGACAAGUAAAACCCCGGCAAAAAAACUCUCUGGGAAAAAAGCCCUGUCAAAGACGAAGGGAGGGAAAGGGAAAAAGGACAAGACAGUAGGAGAAAUGUCACCAGGAACUGACAUAACGGAUCCUUCAACACAGACUUCACAAGGGAAACAAAUGAAAGAAGAUGCAAGUAAAAAUAAAAUGAAAAAGCAGAAAGUAUCCAAGCAAAAUGUAUCACGUCUAAGUGAACACAAAGCCGGAACCUCGCCGAUGUUUAAAAGGAAAAAACAAGCGAAAAUAUUACGGAAAAAUCAGCCCAAGACAGCAAAGGAUGGGAAGGCAAAGAAAAACUUAGCGGACAAGGAAAAAGUAAAAAACGCAGAUGUUCCUGGCUCAAACGUAACAGAAGACCCUCUUCUUCUACUUAAAGGUCAUAAACAGCCCCAGCUGAAAGUUUACAAGUUAGACCCUACAAAAGCCUCAUCUCAGACACCUGAGGUUUCAUCUGAGUCCCAAACCGCAUCUGGUCAGGGUACAAGUGAGUCCACAGAUGACGUGCCAGCCAGAGGGAAGAAAAAGGGAGGAAGAGCUAAGAAGAGCCAGAAAGCUCUUUCCCUGUUGUCCUCUUUGCAGGUUUCUCGUCCACCACCUGAGACCCAGCCCACUAAGCCAAAGACCACCAGGAAACGUAAAGCCUCUUCCAAAGUAGAGACGGAAGGAGUUAUAACUUCCAAGCGAUCUUUAGCGUGCAAGGACUGUGGGGAAAAAUUUACUGAUGUCUCAUCCCUUCAGAAGCACAAGACGGACGAACAUAUCAUAGAGAGUCCUAGUCUCACCUACACCAAUGGGAAUAUCUUUGAGGGCGUAUCCAGGUUAGAGUUUUACGAGCUUCCAAAAGAGCAUCAUAAGGUUGUUGGGGGGAAGAACGCGGCCACAGGCUGGGAUACCGAGCCUGAGAUGGGAGAGACGACAUCAGAAGAGAGGGAGCAAAGCGUCUCUUUUCCAGCUUUGAUUCCAUCUCCAUCUUUACCAGUUCCUCCAGAUGUUGAAUUGAUUGCCUACGAGAAUAAAGGUGGAAGUAAAACAUCGGAAGAUGAUCAGUCUCGUAGCUCUUCAGAAGUUCCUCCAACAUCCGAUGAACUGAAAAGUAGUGAGAAUCAACCGCAUUUCUCAGCUGAAUCUUCCUUUCUUUCCCCUGAUCAGUCUAACAUCGCUGAGACUCAGGAGGACAAGAGAGAGGAGAAGUCCAAAAAGAAUCACAGCUCUGAACCCGAAGUCCAGAGCGCCACAGAUGAAGACGUUAAAGAGGGUUUAAUUCUAGAAGUAGAUUUAGUUACUGUUGGGGAGCAGAAUGAAAGACAAGAUACGGUCUUGCCUAGAGACGCGGUCCCCCAAAAUGAAUCAAACGGAGGCGGUAGUUCUGAGAGACGAACAGGAGACGAGCAACCUGAGCAAGUUAGCAACGACUCUAAUGAAAAAAGUCUCACCUCUCAAACUGUGUCAUGUUCCACUCAUCACAUUGAGGUCAAAGAAGAGGAGGAAGAGGUGUCGGUCCAAAAGAAAAAAGAAGUUGGGCGGGGAGUUGUAAUAAGGAAAGCUACUAGAGGCAAAAGAAGAGGAACGGGGUGUUUAAAAAGGGGGUUGAUAUCAAAGAAGAGUUUGCUUGGAGAUGCCCUCAGAGGAGCAGAAUCUGAGAAUGAACAGGAUGAAUGUCGGGUAGUUUAUGAAAAACAUCCCUCACCAGAUUCAGAAAUGGUUAACCAUACGGUCAGUACAAAGACUCAGACCAGUCCUGAAUUUAAGGCCAUCAAAGCAUCUCCGGUUGCGUCUGUGCCUUCCAUCGCUCCUACAUCAGACGAAUCCCCAGAGGAACCAGUCGUGUUCGAGCUGGAGUCACUCACCACUAGCGUUGAGGAAGUGAUGAACGAAGGAGGGCUGCAGGGAGAAGGGGAACAAGACAGGGAAGCAGACCAGUCUCCUGGCAUCAUCCUGGAGAGGUUCCUGACCUCAAGACAGAGGACAACUGCUGAUAAGGAGACUUCCUUGAUGCAAAUGAGUCCGAAUGAACGACGGGGUUUAGACAGCAUUGCUGAUAAUGAGGUACAAGUUCUUCGGAGUCAAGAGAUCAAGAGUGAAGAUCACAGUUCGGACCCCCUUGUGGUUGCAGCUACCGGUCAAAGUAGGCAAAGCACCAGUGUGCAGCUGCAGCAUCAUCGAGAUGUCAGAACUGUUCUGGUGAAAGAGGAAAGCCGUGUGCUGAACGAUGUGCAGGUCACACAAGGGAGCAAACAGAUGAGAUGGAACGUGGAGCCAGUCGGCGACGAGCAAACAGACGUGCCGCUAAUUGAGAGUGGGCAGACAACAGGAGACUGCCGCAUCACCCCAGAGCUCAACAGCAGCCAGUGUAUCUUUUACCCAGUUAAGGAUGAGGAGAGGGAGGUCCUGCUGGGAGCUGCGGCCAGCGGAGAAAGAUCAACUCCAGGGGAGACUGAAGAUGAAAGUCAGCCAGGACAUCAGAGGGCAGAUUGCGACUCACAUGAGGCAAGAUCUUCUACACCAGAGUAUCAGGAGACAAUAAUGAGAGGUUUGCUGCCGGAGUCGGGGGUUGAUGACUUUGCAAACAGUCAAGCUGUGUCAGACUCUGAGUGGCAAAAUCCAUCAGACCUCCGGGACUUUCUUCUCCAAAGUUCUGAUGAGGAAGACAUGAGUGGGUUUGAUUUGUCAGACCCUCAGCUCGCCACAGAAGCAGAAGUGAUGGCCUAUUUCAACAAGAGCCAGACUAGCAGUGCAGAAAAGGCAGAUCAAACAUCAUCAAAUUUGCCAACUUCAUCAAACCAGCUCCAAGCAUCGACAGAUGACACCAUAACUAAACAACCCAUCAAUUACUUCUCCAAAUAUUUCAAUCGGGAUACCUGGGUAGAAAUUGCCACUUGCACAAAUAAAUUAACGAACAUGCCAAAUCCGAUCAAUGCCCAAGAGGUUGCAUGCUUUGUUGGAAUCCACAUUGGAAUGGGAACUUUGAAGUUUCCCAGUCCCAGGCUUUACUGGGAGGACUUGACUAAAGUGCCCUUGAUUUCUGAAGCCAUGCCACUGACCCGUUUCCUUGAGCUGUCCCGUAUGUUGAAGCUAACUUCUCCUUCAAAGGAUCCGGCCGGUAGUAACGUAAACAGCCACAACCACGGCGAAAGUUCCUCACACUGUAAUAGUGUCAUUUCUCAGCCUAAUGAUGAGCAGUGCCGACCAGACAAAACGCACGACUUGAACAGUUCACAGAAACAAUCGGAUCCUCUGUGGAAGGUUCAGCCAUUAUUGUAUCAUUUCAAUGCGGGGUGUCAGUCGCUGAGACGCCAGGGUGAUUACGCUGUUGACCAAUACUCACUUCCUCUGACCGCAAAGACUCACAUUAACAGGCCGUCUCUGCUCUGCACUGCAUUAAUUGGAUUUGGUGGUUUAGUCUUAAAUGUAGAUCUAAAACUGGAUCUCUCGGAUAAAGAAGAUGCUGUAGAAAAGAUGGUCCCCAAAGGCAGUAUGGUGUUCCUGUGCAAACAGGAGCUCUCCACCCCUGCGAUGCUGGAACGUCUUCUAGCUGCGGGAGUUAAUGGGGCGGGCAGAGUAGGAGGAGCACGAGGACAGAUAGGAGAUGAGUUUGUGAGCUCCGAUGGGAAGUUGAUGUUGCGCAGAUCGCACUGUGGCUUCAUACUUUCUACUGCAGGAAAUAGUCAGAGGAGCUUGCCUUCUCUCAUCGACAGCUUUGAGAAGGCCCAGAUGUCGGCUCGUCUCAACAGAGAUUUGCAAAACUUGUACCCGAUCCCCCUGGCAGCCUCUGCGCCCAGCUGCUGGCCACAAGCAGUGCUCUGGUACCUGACAGAUUUGGCUUUAGUGAACUCCUGGCUCCUGUACCGACAAGAUCACAGAGCAGCAUUGGCACCUUUGACUCUCAUGGCCUUCAGGCUUGAAGUCUGCAAGGCCUUGAUUCUUUCCAGUGGCACGGAGACACAAGACUCAGUUCCCUCUCAGCCCGCGGCAGAGAAGGCCAGAGCAACAAAUGAAAGUCCCAGCACUCCCAUGGCGGUGGAGGAGAGUCCCCUGCCAGAUGCAGCCACGCGCUACGACGGGUCAGGCCACUGGCCGGAGCAGCUUGGGGAAGGGGAAGGGGGCAGGUGUCGUUUUGGGAAUUGUCAGAGAACAUCAAGGGUGCUAUGCCUUAAGUGUUGUGUCUUUCUUUGUAUCUCACGGAAUCACAACUGCUUUUUGAAUUUUCAUAGUCAAGACAGUUUGAGAAAAGAGCACUGACAAAUAUGUUCUUUGUACUUUUUUUUACGUACGCUCACGGAUACCUUAUUAGUUACACCUCGUUGGACCCCUUCAGAACUGCCUGAAUCCUGUGAUUGGCUGACUAGAAAUUUGCUUUAACAAGCAACUGGACAGGUGUACCUAAUAAAUUGGCUUGUGAGUGUAUAUUGCGUUCUCAUUUAGAAUGUAAAACUGUGUUCCUGGUGGAUGUAAAUACCGGCCCCCCCUUUUUUGUUUUUUUUUUACAUUUUCAUCUCCAGUCACGUUUCCAUUACACCUUUUUGCAAAAAUGUUUUUUUGUUUUUUCUCUGUAUGAGCGUAACUCUCCGUAUCAACUACCGGUACAUCGUAUUAAUGAGGCCAAAACAGCUGGAAACCAGAUUUUGAUUACUUUAGCUUGACCGGCAUAUCCAGCACUGCCAGAGAUGUGGAAAUGGCAAAAAGCGUUUCCGUUAUACUUUUGUGAUUAAUUGGAUUAUAGAAACACCUGAAAAACCACCUUGUGAAGCGUAAAAAUAUCUUUGCGAUAUUUGGCAGUUUUUUGUUGUUUUUUUUAAUUGGAAAGGUUUGCAUUACAAGUUUUCUUUUGCAAUAUCUGGGUUUUACGCAAAUCUAGGGGCAAUGGAAACAUGACUUAUGAAUCCAACACCAGUGUUCUGUUAUGUGAUUAAUUUCUAAAAAUUAAUUUGUCUCCAAGGAAAAUGCAGACAUUUUUAGAAAAGCUUGGUGCAGCGUUUGUUGUCAAUGUUUUUUUUAACUGGUGAUUCAGCUUACAUUUCAUGUUGAGCUUAUUUUUGGUUCUAUGAAUUUUAUUUAUUGUUAUUCCACAAAAUGAUUAAAGAGUUGAAAAAAAAUCAUCAGUGGAUUGUCAGUUUUAC
This is a messenger RNA of Cololabis saira (Pacific saury), 8164 nucleotides long. RefSeq lists its product as uncharacterized. The transcript has 9 exons. Gene Ontology annotation, molecular function: RNA polymerase II cis-regulatory region sequence-specific DNA binding; DNA-binding transcription factor activity. The record is from RefSeq and is a predicted model, not a curated record. The coding region runs from base 531 to 7286 and encodes 2251 amino acids. Lineage: Eukaryota; Metazoa; Chordata; Actinopteri; Beloniformes; Belonidae. Gene Ontology annotation, biological process: regulation of transcription by RNA polymerase II.